Molecule: messenger RNA, 561 nt
Organism: Oncorhynchus gorbuscha (pink salmon)
Lineage: Eukaryota; Metazoa; Chordata; Actinopteri; Salmoniformes; Salmonidae
Product: acyl-coenzyme A thioesterase 2, mitochondrial-like
Exons: 5
Coding region: 1-561 (186 amino acids)
Biological process (GO): fatty acid metabolic process; acyl-CoA metabolic process
Molecular function (GO): fatty acyl-CoA hydrolase activity
Source: RefSeq, a predicted model, not a curated record
AUGGUCAAAGGUAAGAAGAGGUUGAGGAAGAAGGAUAUCCAUACUCCACUGCUGGUUCAGAUCUCUGUGUACAGUGGCCACAUCAGCCAGGACUUCAGUGAGCAGGCUGCUGUAGCCUGUACAGUCGUAGAGCGCUGCUGUAUGGCCCCCAUAGUCCAAAAGAUAGACAUCUACAAGGACGGAAUCCAGGGAACCCUUUUUAUACCAGCAGGUCCUGGACCAUUCCCUGCUGAGCUGGAGCUAUCUGGGGGAGGAGGGGGUCUGUUUGAGCAUCGCUCCUCCCUAUUAGCAUCCGAAAGCUACGUCUCCUUAGUGCUGCAGUACCCCACGGACGUCUCUACCACGGUUGCCAUAGGAUGCAAGUACUUUGAGGUAUUUGCACAGUUCAUUGUGGAAAAAGAUUCAAGAGGCCUCAAAUGCACAGUACAGUAUGUGGGAGAGGGCAGGGAACCUGUGUCUUACCCUGGGGCUGGUCACCUGAUCAAACCUUUCUACACUCCUCACUUCCGCUCCAGCAACUCCCAAGAACAGAGGCAAAGAUGCGCUCCAACCCACCCCUGA